AUGGGCACACGAACGAAGUUUCAGGGGCAGACCGCCUUGUCGUUUGCAGUUUGGGUUGUGGAGAUGAAGUGGUUCUUUGACGUGGCCAUUCAAGAGAUAACGCCUUUGUUUCAGACGGAGGUUUUUGGGGAGCUGCUGAAGAACUGGACAGUACAGACACAAGUCCUGUGUCCGAGCAAGUGUGGUUUGCCUUACAGCCGGCAGAGAAAAUACUCCGUGUUGAUGCGGAUUGAGACACUGUUCAGUGUGCCGGCAAUGGACGCGACCCUUUUCUAUGAUGCCCCCCCAGCAGAG
Symbiodinium sp. CCMP2592 is the source of this 294-nucleotide messenger RNA. Lineage: Eukaryota; Dinophyceae; Suessiales; Symbiodiniaceae. The record is from the annotation of a GenBank genome assembly.